UGGCACCCUUAAAUACCCGUAAUUGCCAAAAGGUUGCCUCUCUCCCCAGUAACAAGUGAAGCAGCCGCUCUUCUUCUCAGGUAAGACAAAAUGAAGCAUAACAAUGUUAUUCCAAGUGGGCAUUUCAGGAAGCAUUGGCAAAAUUAUGUCAGAACCUGGUUUAACCAACCAGCUAGAAAAACAAGGAGACGCAUAGCUAGACAAAAGAAAGCUGUUAAGAUUUUCCCUAGACCCACUGCCGGGCCACUUCGACCAAUUGUUCAUGGGCAAACACUCAAGUACAAUAUGAAGGUUAGGGCAGGCCGGGGUUUCUCUCUUGAAGAGCUGAAAGCUGCUGGCAUCCCCAAGAAAUUGGCUCCGACGAUUGGUAUUUCUGUUGAUCAUCGGCGAAGGAACAGCUCUUUGGAAGGCCUCCAAACUAACGUUCAAAGGCUUAAGACAUACAAAGCUAAGCUUGUCAUCUUCCCAAGGCGUUCCAAGAAGGUUAAGGCUGGUGAUUCAUCUGCAGAGGAACUUGCAACUGCAACCCAAGUCCAGGGUCCAUACUUGCCAAUUACCAGGGAGAAGCCAUCUGUUGAACUUGUGAAGGUCACCGAUGAGAUGAAAUCAUUCAAGGCCUAUGAUAAACUGCGCAUUGAGCGCACAAACAAGCGCCACCUUGGUGCAAGGCAGAAGAGGGCUGCCGAGGCAGAGAAAGAGGAUAAGAAGUAAUUAAGCUCUGUUUGAUUCUCUUAUCUAUUUGGAUGAGUAGAGGGCAUGGAUAGUGAAAUUUUGUGCUACAAACAAUUUCGAGUUUUCUGUCUAUUCUGUUGGAGUUAUUGUUUUGCUUAGUCAUGCUACAAUUUGUAUCCUUUGGAUAUCUUGAGUUGCUUUAACCUCUAAAAGAGAUUGUUUUGCCUUUCAUGAACCAUAAGAAUGGUGUGUUUAGUCUUUUCUUAGCCUUUUCCAAUCA
Messenger RNA from Ipomoea triloba (trilobed morning glory), 952 nucleotides. Its product is annotated as 60S ribosomal protein L13-1. Gene Ontology annotation, biological process: translation. Gene Ontology annotation, cellular component: ribosome; cytosolic large ribosomal subunit. The record is from RefSeq and is a predicted model, not a curated record. The coding region runs from base 91 to 711 and encodes 206 amino acids. The transcript has 5 exons. Lineage: Eukaryota; Viridiplantae; Streptophyta; Magnoliopsida; Solanales; Convolvulaceae. Gene Ontology annotation, molecular function: RNA binding; structural constituent of ribosome.